This is a messenger RNA of Zingiber officinale, 2473 nucleotides long. RefSeq names its product protein TRIGALACTOSYLDIACYLGLYCEROL 2, chloroplastic-like. NCBI's taxonomy places the organism in Eukaryota, Viridiplantae, Streptophyta, Magnoliopsida, Zingiberales, Zingiberaceae. The transcript has 7 exons. Bases 1055 to 2242 code for a protein of 395 amino acids. Gene Ontology annotation, cellular component: chloroplast inner membrane. The record is from RefSeq and is a predicted model, not a curated record. Gene Ontology annotation, molecular function: lipid carrier activity; phospholipid binding.
UUUGUACCUCUCCUUUUUUAUGGUAGAGCAAGCAACGCAAACGAACGCCAGAGCAUCGCUGACGUCGUUGCUGGAGGAGACUUCUCCUCCUCCAAUCAGGACCCCAACCGACGCCUCGGUGGCGGGGACGAAACAGCGCCAGCAGAGACCUGAGCCCCAAAUUCUCUUGCGGUAGGGUUUUUCGCCACCGGAGACGAUAUUGGUUCCAACUUCCAAGAGAGCUCGAUCCGAUGACCUUCAAUCCCAUCGCGCCCGUUUCGCAAGAUUUCUGGCUUCGUUCUCUCCUUCCUCCCUCUAUCUAACCAUUAUCUCGAGCCGCCAAACCCACCCGAUCUCCCUCCCUCGGACGUGGUUGAAUUCCCUUCGAGAUUCAUUGGAAGCUCUUCCUAUGCGACCACGGGUAGCAACUCCAGCACAGGAUCCUGAGGUUUGAUAAUUCCAUGUCUAUCUUUGUCUUCGUCAUCGCUGUCGAUGCUGUCCAUUUCCCCGAAGAUUCAAGUUUUUUCUUCGCCAAAGAUCGGUUUUUUGGGCAACUUGUAGUAAAUCGUUCCAUAUACUCCAAUAAACUUUACUUCAUCCUUCGUCUCCCGAGCUUCAGUUUGUUGUGUGCUUGGACGAUCUUUAAGGCAAACUCUUUAAUGGAACAACGAUUUUGAUGGAUUCUUCCAUGAAUUCCCUAAACAAAAGCAUGAGGGAAGUGCGAUGUCUUUGUGUGCAUGUACCUGUCUCAUGAUCCAACACUGAACAAGCUACUUUCUUGAGCUUACCCUUAUAUUACUGAUAAAUUCAAGUAGGGCGGAGACAAGAUUUAAAUUAAGAUAGUCCACUGUUUUCUAACUCCGGAUUGUCUUCUUUUGUUCUUGGAGGAAAUCAACUUAAGCGGCUUCUGGUUGGAUCUGCUUCCAGUGGAUCCUAAAUUGGCUCCAACUGUUGAAGGUGGAAACCAAGGAGGCUGAUGGAUCUAUCUUGAUUGUUUAAUCAUAUUGCUUCCAGCUUUCUAGGGUUGAAGACCAAUCCGCCCCAUACAACCGGCGCACUAGUCCUCCGAGUCCGGAUGAUGUCCUCAGUCAAUUUGCCGCUGUCGCCGUCGACCCUCUCUUUGGUUGUCAAUUCCCCAAGAUUCUCCCGCCCCUCCAAGAAAAUUCUUCGGAUCACGGCCUCUUCAGCCGGCUCCGACGAGAGCCGAACGACGGGGAGGAGCACGCUGGCGUCCGUUUUGGAGGUCCCCAAGACGCUGUGGAGGAGGACGCUGCAACCUCUUGGAGACUACGGAUUUGGGCGGCGAGGAGUGUGGGAGGGAGGCGUUGGGUUGUUCAUGGUCUCCGGGACAGCUCUCUUCGCCCUCGCCAUAGUCUGGCUGCGUGGUAUCCAGAUGCGUUCGCGGUUCAGGAAAUAUCAGGUGGUGUUCGAGUUCUCCCAGGCAGCUGGGAUCUGUGUGGGCACCCCUGUUAGGAUCCGGGGGGUGACUGUGGGCAGCGUGGUGCGGGUUGGUUCCAGCUUGAAGAGCAUCGAUGCCGUAGUUGAGGUUGAAGAUGAUAAAAUAUUUGUACCUCGAAAUUCAUUAGUUGAGGUGAAUCAAUCUGGCCUUCUUAUGGAGACAUUGAUUGAUAUUACACCACGAGAUCCACUUCCUGAGCCUUCUGUAGGUCCUCUUGAUACUGAUUGUGUCAAAGAAGCUCUAAUUGUGUGUGACAGACAAAAGAUAAAAGGACAACAAGGAGUAAGCUUGGAUUCCUUGAUUGGAGUGUUUACACGUCUUGGAAGAGAAAUGGAGGAAAUUGGAGUCUCAAGAAGUUAUAGAUUGGCUGAAAAGGUGGCAUCUGUUGUUGAAGAAGCACAACCCCUCCUUGCCAAGCCAUUUUCAAGUACGUGCAUUCUGAAUCUGAAGUAUGAAGAAUUUGUUGUAGUAAUGCAACAGAUUGAAGUAUUGGCUGAAGACAUUCAACCUUUGCUUGCUGAGGUGCGCGAUAGUACUCUGCUGAAGGAUGUGGAAAGCUUAACCAAGAGCCUAGCCAUGGCAACCGAGGAUUUGAGGCUCAAUCUUCCGUCAUCUUGUAGGAAGGUUCAGUCUGCCAUCCUAACUCCUGAGAAUGCUGAUUUAAUUAAACAAUCUAUUUUCACCCUCAUCUUCACCUUGAAGAAUAUCGAGAGUAUCAGUUCAGACAUAUCCAGCUUCACCGGCGAUGAGGCUACAAGGAGGAAUUUGAAGUUGUUAAUCAAGUCUCUCAGCAGACUUCUGUGACCGUUGCUGAAACCAAAUUUGUGCCACUUCUUUGCUAAAAAAAAUCUGCUCGCGACGGUGAAACCAGUGAACGGGUAUAUUUCCACAAAGAUAAUGACUCACGAGUCACAUCGUGUUUAAAAUUAGUCGUGUAUAAAAAUGCAAUUAGAAUAAGAAAAUGAAGGUACUCGAACUAUUUCAAUAAUUAGUUACUUAAUUUUUUAAAAUAAAAUUGGUGAUUUUUUCAUAUCA